Messenger RNA from Acanthochromis polyacanthus (spiny chromis), 1449 nucleotides. It is a transcript of the gene ankrd29, whose product is annotated as ankyrin repeat domain 29. The record is from RefSeq and is a predicted model, not a curated record. Lineage: Eukaryota; Metazoa; Chordata; Actinopteri; Pomacentridae. The transcript has 10 exons. Gene Ontology annotation, molecular function: protein binding. The coding region runs from base 193 to 1113 and encodes 306 amino acids.
CCCCUGGCGGUCCUCUUACGCACCUCCACACAGGACUCGCUGCGGAGGAUGAGCUCAGCUGACUGGCUGUCUGUUAUUAUUAUGUCGCCAACACCCAAACACUGUGCGGCAAAACAGGCGAGUGGCGCUCAGCAUCGCGUCUAAUGAACGAGUGCGCAGGAAGAGCCAUGAGUCACGCAUGAGGUGCGCAGGAUGUCUUUCAAGAAGGAAACACCCCUGGCUAAUGCUGUGUUUUGGGCAGCGAGGAAGGGGAACUUGGCUCUGCUGCAGCUGCUGCUCAACAGCGGCCGUGUGGACGCCGACUGCAGAGACAGUUAUGGAACCACGGCGCUGAUGGUGGCAUCAUACAGUGGACAUUAUGAGUGCGUCAAAGAACUUAUCAUGCAAGGAGCCGACAUCAACUACCAGAGAGAGCCGUUUCUAUUUUUAUCUUUGCAGACUGGUUCUACUGCCCUGUUCUUCGCCUCCCAACAGGGACACCGUGACGUCGUGAAGCUCCUCUUUGAAUUCGGUGCCUCCACUGAAUUCCAGACGAAGGAUGGCGGCACGGCGCUAACUGUCGCUUCUCAGUACGGUCACUCCAAGGUGGUGGACACCCUGCUGAAGAAUGGAGCCAACGUUCAUGACCAGCUGAAUGAUGGUGCCACCUCUCUUUUCCUUGCUGCCCAAGAGGGUCAUGUGACUGUGAUUCGUCAGCUGCUUUCAUCUGGUGCCAAAGUUAACCAAGCAAGAGAGGAUGGCACUGCCCCCCUGUGGAUGGCAGCUCAGAUGGGUCACAGUGAGGCGGUGAAGGUGCUGCUUCUACGUGGUGCUGACCGAGAUGCCGACAGAAAAGAUGGUUCAACAGCCUUAUUCAAAGCAGCUUUGAAAGGACACAACAGCGUCAUUGAGGAACUCCUCAAGUUUUCUCCUUCACUUGGCCUUCUCAAGAAUGGCUCUACUGCCCUGCAUGCUGCCGUUGUUGGAGGAAAUCUUCGAACUAUUCUGCUGCUGCUUGGUGCUAGCGCAGACCCCACACUAGCCAACAAGAAUAACGAACUCCCUGCAGAUCUUACAAAAAGCGAUCGCAUCCUUAAGCUUUUACAUCCGAACAUCUCAAACGGAAACAGCUGAUGACAGCCCAGACUCCUGCCUUCAUGCCUGCCUGUAGAACACUGUUGAUGUGUACUGAGAGGAAAAGACAACAGCAGUGUCAAAUCUACUCAAUUACAACAUGUGCUGCACACGGUGCUUGCUUUAGAUUGCAGAUAAAAUGAAAACUGUCAUAUGCUGAACAAACCUGGAGUAAGUAACACAAAAUAAAUUUGUCUGCCUUGUGCAUCAUUUAAUUUACGCUAUUCCUACAUUUAUGUUGUUCACCCCAGUCAUUGUAAAAUUUCUAGAUAUUUUGCAUAGUAUUUAUUUGCCUUCUUAAAUAAAUGUAAUAAAGUGUAAUUUAAUUUAUUAAUG